Molecule: messenger RNA, 1458 nt
Organism: Hyposmocoma kahamanoa
Lineage: Eukaryota; Metazoa; Arthropoda; Insecta; Lepidoptera; Cosmopterigidae
Product: protein ALP1-like
Exons: 2
Coding region: 96-1277 (393 amino acids)
Source: RefSeq, a predicted model, not a curated record
GUAAUGCCAACGUACUGUUGGUUCAGAUAAUGAUAAGAUUUUAAGAAUUUCUGAAGCUCUCUCUGAAACUUAACGGUUCAGAAGUAGCGUGUACCAUGGAUAACUUCGAAAAGAAGUUUGUAAUGGAAAUGUUUUUAGAUAGCGACAGUAUUUCUACUGUUAACAGACUAAUUGUAGCUACGACAGAUGUGAUAGUGGAAAACAUUGAAAGUAUAUCGAUAUUCACGGAACUAUUGAAUAAAGAACACUUUCAAACUGUGAGAGACAUUGAGAUUUGCGGUGCUUCACCUUCGCCACCGAUUCAAAAGAAACGACAGAAGGUAAAUAUAGAGCACACCGUUCUCAAUUACAGCGAUUCUGAAUAUUUUGACAUAUUCAAAAUGAGAAGGGGCACUGUGCAGGCUCUGAUAAAUUAUUUAAGAGAGUUUGACAAAACGGCUGGCACAACUGUGACAUUGGAUAAGAAAGUACAUGUCUUCCUCUGGCUUUUAACGAGUGAUUCAUCAUUUAGUGAAAUUGCCAUAUUAUUUGGUUUACAUAAAUCUACAGUUGCUUAUAUAUUUCAUGAGAUAGCAUCAUUGCUUGCCGAACAGAGGCACAACUUCAUUAGCUGGCCUUCAGUUGAAGAGCAACACAUAACAAGGAUAAAAGUGAAUAGCAGGUAUAAAUUCCCCAAUUGUGUUGGAUUUAUUGAUGCAUGUCGAUUCAAAGUUGGUUCAAAGAGGAAUAAAAAGGAUGAACCAGAAGUAAUUAUGCUCCAAGCAGUCUGUGACGAAUCACUUGCUUUUAUUGAUGUUCAUGUCAGUGAUAUUGGUGUCACAAAAAAAAGCAAAGUGUUUAGAGAAAGUUGGCUUUGUCAAGAGCUAAAGAAUCUCAUUGACUUCGACAACCACUUACUUGGUGAUUCUGAAUAUAAACUUAAGAAAAAUUUAAUUACUCCAUUCAAUAGUGAAGAAGUCUUAACUCCUGAAGAAAUGAAGUUUAAUGAUAGGCAUUGGAAAGCACGCAGUUAUAUUGGUCUUGCAUUUGAAUUAUUAAAGGAUAAGUUUAGAAAACUCAGUCAUAUAGAUAUUAAUAAGCCUGAUGCUGUUCAGACUUUGUUAUAUGCAGCUUGCGUUCUUCACAACUUUAUAAUUCUGCAGGAAGGAUGUCCAAAUCUCAAGGAAGAGCCCAUAACUUGUGACGAUGGAGUUACAAUAGAUUCGGACAUUGUGAAAACUGCUGAUGAAAAGAGGCAGUUCUUGUGCAAUUAUGUGAACUACAUUGAUAGCGCUUGACAUGAUUAUUUUUGUGUGCUUGUGCACAGCUGUGCUUUAGAGAAGUUGCUUGUUUUGAUUGUAUCCUUUUUUCGUAUUCAUGUUUCAGAUUAGGGCUUAUCUUCGUUACAAACCUCUCAGCCUCAGUUUUUAUAAGUUAUUUUGUAAAUAAUGUGAUCUAUUUAAUAGGGUAAUAAAAAAC